CAUAUCCAGCAAUGAGAAUACAAUCUAAGGUCGCUCAAGAAACUCCUUACGAUCAACAAGCAAAUAAAAAGGUUAAAACGAAACUGUUGAAAAGAAAGUCAUCUUUGGUGCUGCCUAUAAAUGGUAUGGUUGAUCCUUAUAUACCACAAAGAUUUUUUGAUCAACCCGCGAAUAUUACAAAUGGCCAACUAAUUGUGAUGAAUCUAAAAUUUAGGCAAGCUGUAAUGAAAGCGAUACAAAAGCCCAUAACAAAAAAACCUAAAGAGCAAAUUAUUGUGGAAGAAAAGCCCAAUAAAGCUAAUAACAUGGAAUCCAAUUUGUCAAAAAAUGACAUCACAAAGAAAGCAACGGCAUUGUAA
This is a messenger RNA of Funneliformis geosporum, 359 nucleotides long. NCBI's taxonomy places the organism in Eukaryota, Fungi, Glomeromycota, Glomeromycetes, Glomerales, Glomeraceae. The record is from the annotation of a GenBank genome assembly.